AUGUCAGAUGCAUUUGUUAAAGCUUCAACUUCUUUUUAACCUUAUAACAGUUAGAAAUAGGAUGCUGUUUCCGUUGAUGUAUCUAUGGAUCCUUUUCGAUUGCAGCGGCCUGUAAUACGAGUUUAAACUUCUUUCGAAAAAAUUAUGUAAUAUUAGUCUACUGAUAAACCUUUUUCACCAAUUCCACAUUGUAAUAUAUAUUUUAUCAUUGGUGUAGAAUUAUAGUCUUCAUAUGAUGGAUAGGAGAUGUGUUACUUAAUGAAUAGUCAGAACAAAUACUCAUUCAAUAAUUCAUUAGACAGCAAAAUUUGGUUUCAAAGGCCAUAAGAGAUUUAAAAUUCAUAAUGUAAGCAAUCUACAAAUAUCCAACCUCAAUUUGCUUCACCUAGAGCAUCUUAAGGAAACAAAAACGAAGUAGCACAGUAGAAAUAAAAUCAAUUGAGAUCAUAAAAAAAGCAUUUCUAAAAAGAACAGCUAAAAUUCUUCAAGGAAGACUCAGUCUAGAGUGAAGAAAUAAACCAUAAUGAAGAAAGCAGCAUAGAAUUUAAACCAAAAAAAUAAAAAAAAAUCAAAAAUAAGCGACAAAAGCAUACAAGUGAUAGUUCUGAAUCAUUUAGGAUAUGCAGAAAAAAGAAAAUAUCUAAGGUUAAUGAUACUAAAAACAUCACCAAAAAUUAUUCAAAAGCCAUCAUUUCAUAUAUUUUCAAUAAUCCUCAAGUUGUUUAAUAACUAAUGCAAAAACAUCGGUAUGACGACUUAGUAAAUUUCCUAAAAAACAAAAAAAACUCAAUGACUAAUAUUAAAUAAUUAAGAGAUUUAUGGGUGGAUGGCGGGAAGAAUGCAGAAUACAACAGAGUUUUUAGGAUAAUAAGUUAAUUAUUCUUAAAGACUUAAGCAGUCUCCUAUGUAUACAAUUCUAGAAUCUCAAAUACUUAGUGGCAUCUGAAAUACAGAUAUAAUCUAUUAAGAGCUUUGAAAGAACCUUAAAAUUUCAAAUUUAUCAAAGAUAUUUGA
This is a messenger RNA of Paramecium tetraurelia, 1014 nucleotides long. RefSeq lists its product as uncharacterized. The transcript has 2 exons. NCBI's taxonomy places the organism in Eukaryota, Ciliophora, Oligohymenophorea, Peniculida, Parameciidae. The record is from RefSeq and is a predicted model, not a curated record.